Pelobates fuscus (common spadefoot toad) is the source of this 1021-nucleotide messenger RNA. RefSeq names its product olfactory receptor 11L1-like. The transcript is spliced from 2 exons. Gene Ontology annotation, cellular component: membrane. Lineage: Eukaryota; Metazoa; Chordata; Amphibia; Anura; Pelobatidae. The record is from RefSeq and is a predicted model, not a curated record. Gene Ontology annotation, molecular function: olfactory receptor activity; G protein-coupled receptor activity. The coding region runs from base 62 to 1021 and encodes 319 amino acids. Gene Ontology annotation, biological process: G protein-coupled receptor signaling pathway.
CUGACUGCAUGAAUGUUUGACGUAAUAGAUUUAAGCUCUCUGAAUCAGUCCUCUUCAAGGAAUGGAUGACAUACUGCAGGAAAAAAUACAUAAAGAGAACAAGACCAUGCACAUUGAGUUCCUUCUGCUGGGGUUUCCAAACAUUCACAGCUUCCAAAGUGUUUUCUUCUGCCUUCUUCUUUUUUACUUUGUGACAGUAUCUGGAAAUCUUACUAUUAUCUGGCUGGUGGUAUCCAACACAAGCCUACAUACACCGAUGUACUUCUUCCUCACACAACUGUCCUUGUCUGAUAUCAUACUCACCACAAAUAUUGUUCCUAACACACUUAGCAUUUUAUUGCAACAAGGCAAAAUUAUGUCUUUUUCAGAUUGCAUGACCCAGUUUUACUUCUUUGGUAGCUCUGAAUCUUCAGAAUGUUUAUUUCUUACCGUGAUGGCUUAUGACAGAUAUCUUGCCAUUUGUACACCAUUACAUUACACUGCAAUCAUGCACCAUGCAUUUAUCUUGAAAUUAGUUAUUGUAUCUUGGUGUUUGAGUUUUUCUUUGAUAUUAAUAUCUACAAUAACAGUAUCAAGGCUGCAGUUCUGUGGACCAAAUGUUAUUGAUCAUUUCUUCUGUGAUCUUGACCCUCUAAUAGCCAUCUCUUGUUCAGACACUUCUAUCGUAAAAAUGGCAAUUUUUAUAUUAUGUUUUCUUCUGAUGAUUAUCCCACUCAUAAUAAUCUUAAUGUCAUAUACAUACAUUGUUCUCAGCAUCAUUAAAAUUGCCUCCACCAAUGAGAGAGGGAAAGUCUUCUCCACCUGUGGAUCCCACCUGUCUGUUGUGUCUAUAUUCUAUGGGACACUGAUUGGAAUUUAUAUUCUGCCAACUAAAGGCCUGUCAACAACAUUUAGCAAAGUCAUAUCUUUGUUUUAUACAGUAGUGACCCCAAUGCUUAAUCCAAUAAUAUACAGCUUGAGGAAUAAAGAUAUAAAACAAGCCAUUAAAUACUGUAUUUCUAUAGUUAUAAGUCAAAGAUAA